Prorocentrum cordatum is the source of this 480-nucleotide messenger RNA. The record is from the annotation of a GenBank genome assembly. NCBI's taxonomy places the organism in Eukaryota, Dinophyceae, Prorocentrales, Prorocentraceae.
GAGAGGCCCGACAAGUUCAGAGUGUCAGACAAGGAUGGAGGUUUCGCACUGGUGAGGAAGACUGACCUCAUUGAAGCGCACAGGAGCGCCCUGGCGGGCACCAGCUACGAAGAGAUUUCCCCGCUCCAGCUUCAUGGGAAAAUCAUCACAUUUGAGUAUUGCGACAUCGUCAAGCAAGUGGAACGGAAGGUCACAGCCACUCUUGGGGAGACGCUGAAGACGCACAAAGCGCCCGGCGAGGUUGCAUUCGGGAUCCUGCGCGCUCGCAGGCAUCAUUCGUUUCGUGGCCUCGGUGCGUGGCUAUCGAAAACGAUCAGGGACCAAUUCAAGCACAAACCGUACAUAUUGUCGAGCACAGAACAAUUGAUCGAGGUUUUGAACAAGACCACGUUCGCUGCGAAUGUUGCCUUUCUCAGGUUCGACGUGCGGGACUUCUUCAUGUCUGGCGACCCGUCCACGCUUGUGUCAGGUGCAACUCGA